Tripterygium wilfordii is the source of this 1673-nucleotide messenger RNA. RefSeq lists its product as uncharacterized. The transcript is spliced from 2 exons. The record is from RefSeq and is a predicted model, not a curated record. Bases 512 to 1393 code for a protein of 293 amino acids. NCBI's taxonomy places the organism in Eukaryota, Viridiplantae, Streptophyta, Magnoliopsida, Celastrales, Celastraceae.
UUUCCUAUCCAUGAUGAUUGAUGACAUUCCCAUCUGAUGCAGUUUGGAGGUAAAUUAGCCAAAUUUCCAUAUCUGUGCAAUAUAAGAAGCGUAUUUCCUGGUCAAAAUUUUUAUUGGAAAAUUUGUAGACGAUAUCAUUCUUCUAGCAUUAUGCAGCUUGAUUUGUUUCUGGAUCGUUGUUUAUUAGUAGUUGGUUCUUCAAUGGUUGAUGUUUUGGCAUAUUGGGUUGACUUGGCUCGUGUUAUACAAUUGCUUGCAUAAAUGCUAUGAAUUGGAGAAGCAUCGACUUUCAUGAGGCUUCUUUGAAGGUUCAAAACUGAGCUGUCACACGGCAUCUUUAUUCCAACCAGCUCAGGAUUUGGUUAUUCAAAUCCGAAGUCAGAAACAUUUUCAUCGACUAAUCCACAUGUUCUUCAUUGACUUCACUCAUUCUAGAUUCAAGAAUUGAGUUAUUUUGGUAGCCCUAGUAUGUCUUGAUAAACAGAGGGUACACUUUUAUUGCUGAAGGAAGAUGGGGAUGCUGCCUGGCCAACCUGAACCUUGCAUUCAACAUUUUAGCCAUCCACAUCACUUGCAACUUUCAAACUAUGAUCAAACCUUUCUGGCCCAAACUCUCUCCUUCUGUUCAUGUUGCAAGCUGAAGGUCUCAGGAUGGAUUUACACUUGCAUUCCCUGCAACUUCUUUCUCGACAUUUCCUGCUCAAAAAUGCCUCAGCAAAUCACACACCCAUUUGACCAAAACCAUGUCCUUUACCUUCUUUCAAGCCCAGCAUACCCACAAGGGUUCUUCUGCUGUGAUGCUUGUGGGAAACAGGGUAAUGGGUUCUCCUACCAUUGUGGAGUCUGCAACAUUGAUCUUCACACGCAAUGUGCAAGUAUGCCUUUGUUGGUCACCCAUCAAGCCCACCAACACCAGCUGCAACUCACAUUUUCACCUCCCUAUUACCACAGAAAUUUCUCUUGCGAUUUAUGCAAGAAUUUGGGUUCCAAUCAGUGGGUUUACAGGUGCAACUCUUGUGAUUUUGAUGCUCACUUGUCUUGUGCCACUGCAAAGCCUAGAGCUCCAACUCAACAGAGAACACCAAUUGUUAGUCCUCAGCAUCAGGUUCCUCUGCCUCAAAUGGCCACAAAUUAUUCCCCUUUUCGGUCAAACACUUACCCAAAUGGUUUUGGACCUUCUUUGCCUAUUGGGGGAGGUGUGCAGGGGAAUGCUUUGAACCAGACACUACUAGGUGGUGCUGGUGCUGGUGCUGGUGCUGGUGCUGGUGGAGGAGGAGGAGGAGCAGUAGACCUAUUGGGAAAUGGAGGUCUGUUAUCAGCAUUUAGUGGUCAUUUGAGUGGAUCAGAUAUGGGAGGUCUGUCAUCAUCAUUUGGUGGUGAUUCUAGCUUCUAAAGGUUGUGUGAAAACAUAAAUUGACUUUGAAGUGGAAGGUGAUUUGGGCAGAGGAUUUGCUGCAGAGAAUAACCAGGAAUGUUCAGACUUCUAUCAAUUUUUACAUGUAAUUCUUGUCAUAAAUAUGCCUUCAAAAUAAAUCAGUGAAUCAUUGCUUUUGUUCUGAUAUGUCAAUGCAGAGCAUGUGGGAUUCUGUUUCCUGUUCAUUGUUCUUCUUUGUUUAAGGUUGCCAAAUUUCACAAAAAUGGGUAUGACAGCUUGAAUCUUUUCUUUUUUCUUC